UUUCAAAAUAAAGUUGAGUGCACUUUUUCGCGUCUUGUAUUUUCUGUAUUUUUGUCCUUUAUUUUAUGGAUUUUCCACUCGUUUUCUGUUAAAAUUUGUUUUAACAUUACAGUAAAAACUGUAUGAAGUGCUAAAAAUUCCAGAAAACCAAAGUUUCUCACAACAAUGUCGCACCACUUGGACCCGACGGCGGCUCAUCUGACGUUCCUAGAAGCUCGCUUCGGUCACAGCUCGUUCCGCCCCCAUCAAUGGAACAUCAUCCGGACGGUGUUGGAGGAAAAACGGGACCAAUGUGCCGUUAUGCCAACGGGAAGCGGAAAGUCGCUGCUCUACCAGUAUCCGGCGGUGUUCCUGAACAGGCUGACACUGGUCGUAGCGCCGUUGAUUUCGCUUAUGCACGACCAAGUGCUGGCAUUGAAGGGCUGCGGCAUUCCGGCUUGCUUUCUGGUGGGACCGGCACAGAAUGGCGAAGUCAUCCGGCAGAUUCAAGCCGGCCAGUACAGGCUGGUUUACGUGACGCCGGAGUAUCUGUUCGAGGAUAUGGGAAAGGUUCUGUUGGAGUCUGUUCUAGAUCAGCUGGUUCUGAUUGCCGUAGACGAGGCGCACUGCGUCAGCAAGUGGAGCCAUGACUACCGUCUGGCAUUUGGUGAAUUGCAUAAAAUUCGCGACAUUUGCCCGGACGUGCCGAUUCUGGCCGUAACAGCGACGGCCACUCCCACCGUUCGCAAAGACAUUGUGAACGGCUUGAGGCUGCGAUCACCCCAGAUGACAUGCUCCGGAUUCGAUCGACCGAAUUUGAGUUUCCAUGUCAAGACCAAGAUCUCCAUCAAUCUUGCCAAUGACAUAGUAUCACUCAUCAAGCGCGGUAGCCCCGGGGGAAGUGUCAUAAUUUAUUGUGUCACCCGCGCGCAAACGGUGCUCAUAUCGCAACAGUUGACAGGCAAGGGCAUCUACUGCACAGCUUAUCACGCCGGGAUAGAGAUGGAAAAACGCACGGAGAUUCAUGAAAAGUUCGUCCGAGGUCAGCUGAAAGUAAUUGCGGCCACAUCUGCUUUCGGUAUGGGCAUCCACAACUCCAACGUUCGUCUUGUUGUGCACUAUGGGGCCGCCAGAGACAUUGAGUGUUACUAUCGGGAAAUUGGUCGUGCUGGGCGCGAUGGCUUACCCGCGUGCUGCGUGAUGUACUGGAGCGAGGAGGAUUUCCGGAAACAUGAGUAUUUGCGGGAAAAGAACAGUCAUGCAAUCGACCAGCGUGAACAGUUGCUGGAGUUGUCGUCUAAAAUGCGCCAAUAUUUGAAGAGUAAAAGCUGUCGCCGGAAGUUCAUACUGAACUAUUUUGAAGGAAGCAAAACCACAUUACCUGCCCGUCGGGAUUGCUGUGACAAUUGCGUCAUUCGCUUCAAAAACGUUCCUCAACCAGCACCGGUCGCGAACGUCUCACCGCCAACGAAGCCCUCAACCACAUCAAAAGCCAAAUUCGCGGAAGAAUUGCUGGAAGCCAUUAGAACGACACGGGGUCAACUGGCCAUCCUGCAUGGGUGCAAACCUCACAUGGUAGCGACACGCAACGCCAUGCAGGAGCUGGUCAAGAUGCGUCCCCAUACCCUGGACGAGCUCAGGAGCGCCAAAAUCGACGGUUUCUCGGAGACCAAAAUCCAAAAGUUUGGCCAGCCAUUCGUGGACUGUAUUCUCCUGAAGGUGCAAGAAUUGCCCACCAUCCAGCAGAUUCUGCAGCAGUACCCACUCGAGAAGGAAAAGAUUACCUUUUUCCAGAUUACGACCUGGACGCUGUUCAAGGAGGGGCGUUCCAUUCAGGAGAUUGCCAAAUUCCGACACCAAACGGAGAUGCAGAUCUACCAGCAGUUGGCCGAUGCUAUCAAACAUGGGCUUAGCUUCGGGUGGUCGGACUUCGAAAGGGUCGGUCUGUCACGGGGACUGUUUCAAGAAAUCAAGCUAAAGCUUCUGCUGGUACCAUCAACCGGUGUAGAUCUGAACGCCGUGAAGAAGGCCUGUUCGUCGAGUGUCUCACAGGGGCAGAUUGCGUUGGUGUUGGGCUUUGUCCAGGUUCGAAGUCAUUUGGACAAAAACCAGCUGUUGUAUCGGGAAGAGCAGACUUAUGACUUGAUGCCAGUGCCGAUGGUACCGAAGGAAGAAAAUCCAGAUCAUCAGGACCAUGGAGGCGAAGAAGGCAUGUCGGCAAGCUUGAUGGAUGAGUCCGAUUUUCUGGGAUUUUCAAACUCAGUGUUGUCCGAUGCGGUGAUUGCAAUCGUCUCUUCAGACGAUGACGAGUAAGUAACAGGAGCAUACCUUAUUACAGGUAGAAUUCGUUGUACUUUGUGUUUUAAGCAAGGGUUAUUAAUAGUUUUACUAAGUUGAUCUUUAUUUUUUCUGUUAUAAACCUAAAGUUGGUUUGACAGGAUAUCAGUUAAUGUAAAUGUC
Aedes albopictus (Asian tiger mosquito) is the source of this 2439-nucleotide messenger RNA. Its product is annotated as bifunctional 3'-5' exonuclease/ATP-dependent helicase WRN. Gene Ontology annotation, cellular component: cytoplasm; nucleus; chromosome. Gene Ontology annotation, molecular function: nucleic acid binding; four-way junction helicase activity; ATP binding. The record is from RefSeq and is a predicted model, not a curated record. The transcript has 3 exons. NCBI's taxonomy places the organism in Eukaryota, Metazoa, Arthropoda, Insecta, Diptera, Culicidae. Gene Ontology annotation, biological process: double-strand break repair via homologous recombination. Bases 166 to 2292 code for a protein of 708 amino acids.